Molecule: messenger RNA, 1980 nt
Organism: Oryzias melastigma (Indian medaka)
Lineage: Eukaryota; Metazoa; Chordata; Actinopteri; Beloniformes; Adrianichthyidae
Product: serine/threonine-protein kinase Tao-like
Exons: 10
Coding region: 43-1704 (553 amino acids)
Biological process (GO): lipoprotein metabolic process; lipid transport; protein phosphorylation
Cellular component (GO): extracellular region
Molecular function (GO): lipid binding; protein kinase activity; ATP binding
Source: RefSeq, a predicted model, not a curated record
GUUUUGGAACGUUUGCUUCAAAGCUGAGAAUUAACAACAAAGAUGGGAAAUCAGCACAGCAGUCUUCAAAAAGAAGGCUACAAGAUCACAAAAGAAACUGACAAAUAUAUUAUCGUCACGAAAGAUUUUGACAUAUUUUUCAUAAAGAAGUUACACCAAAAAGACGAUAAAGAGUUAGCUUCAAGCAAUGAAGCCCUCAAGAAGAUAAACCAUUCACAUCUUUUGGACAUCAAGGGUUUUAAGGGCGGUAAUCACAUGAGCUACAUGAUUAUGGAAUACUGCCAGGGAGGGAGCCUUGCUAAAACGAUCAGAAAAGAACACUUGGACCCUUUUAAGGAACAAAAGAUUCUGAGCUGGUUUGUUGAGAUCAUCAUGGCUUUGAAAGCCCUUCAUGAAAAAGGUUCUCCUCACAAAGAUCUCACACCAGAGAAUGUGUUCUUAAACAAGUUCGGAAUCAUAAGAAUGGGUGGGUUUGGAAUAACCAGUGAAAGCGGUUUAGGAGGCAAUCAAAAUAAACCAAUACAUUAUCUGCCUCCUGAAACCCUUACAGGUGGGAUCUAUGAGGAAAAAAGUGACAUCUGGUCUGCUGGAUGCAUACUCUUUGAGCUUUGUACAAAACAACCAGCGUUCUCUGCAGACACUCCAGUCAACCUGAUCCCAAAGAUAAUAAGUGGCCCUAGCCCAUCUCUCCCAGAAGGAUUCUCACCAGAACUUUGUAAACUUCUGAGUGACAUGCUGGAAAAAAAUCCUGAAAACAGACCAACAGCUGGUGAAAUCCUUGCACAUCCCUUUGUUCAAACUCGACUUAUUGAAAAGUGCAAAACAACAGUGGAGGAGCUCCAGACCAUACUGAACACCCUGAGGGCUCUGGCUGAUGGUUUGGAGAACGUUCACACAAGGACCUGCAUUGGGAGCCUGACUGGGGGAGUGAUUGGAUUAUUAGGAGGAAUCACAACAAUUGUAGGGGUCAUACUGUCCCCAUUCACUUUGGGAGCUUCUAUCAUUGUUACUGGCGUAGGUGCAGGGGUGGGUGCAGUUGGUGGAAUUACUGCUAGUGCUUCAAACAUCACUAAAACAGUCAAACAGACUUCUCAGCGUGAAGCAGUUGACUCCAUCAUCAAAGAAUUUGAUCAGAAAACUAAAGCAGUCGUCACCUGGCUUCAGGAGAUUUAUGCAGGAUUGGAGACCAUAGGCCAUAUAAAUCAACAAACAUUAGGAAAUUAUGGUUUUAAUAAUGAAACCCUGAAAAAAGCAGGCUUUAGAGCAGGAAGAAGCCUAGGUGUCGUUUCAGAGGCUGUCCGACUUGGUAGAUUUUUGAGCAUUGGCCAAUGUGCAGCACAAACAUCUAGAGUAGUGCGUGUGGCAGGGUUGGCAACAGGUAUACUAUCUGGUAUAUUUGUGGCAGUAGAUGUUUUUUUCAUUGCCAUGGAUGCAAAAGAAAUCCAUCACAUCAGACAGGCAAAGGCUUCAACAGCCUCUGACCAAAACACAUUGAUGUCCAGUCCAGAGACGGAAUACAGGUCUUCCUCUGUGGAAAAUAUCAAAUCAGAAAUCAUGAAAUUUGUCAAGUCAAUCAGAAACUUCGCAGGUGAGCUACAAAAAGUUGUGGAUGAGCUGAAAAAUGUGAUUUCAACAAUCCCUGAGAAAGACCCAGAGGAAGAACAGGAUGGCAUAACACAAAAUGUUGAAGGUGAAAAUGAUUAGGUCUCUAAUUUUUGUACAAAUUAAUUGCAGUGCUGUACAAAAGCUUGACGCAUUUGGUGAGAUUCAAAUGUACUGAGGAGUCAUAACUAAAAAGUGGUUUUGAUCCUAUUCUCAUAAUCUUGGCUUGAGAUUCUUUUACUAUAUUUAUCUAUGCAGUAAGUGUCUGAGGGAACAUGAAAAUUUUAGUUUUAUUACAAUAUUGAAAUUAAACUGUUGAUAGUUUGCUGGGCUUCACAGGUAAAAGUAGAAUCUUGAGACUUUUAAAUGACUGGCUAU